GAAGAAAGCGCUUUAAACCUGAGAAAGGGUUUGAUUUUAUUUUACAAAGUUUGUGAUCAAUGAUGAUAAAGCUAAUUUUCUUUCAGUUCUUGUAAAUUGUUAGAACCAGAUGUGCCCCAAGACGAUCAUCUGUUUUGGAAAUGUGAUGGGAUGUGUCUCUCAUAUAGUGAAAUAUCUAACUGUCAAUCAAACGGCCAAUCAGAAAGCUGGAUUUGAUACAAGUCUGAAAGUGAUUUCUGUCUUAUGAACCUUCGACUAAACUUUAUAAUAUCAAUACACAAAACUUGGAGGUGGAUCAAUCAUGACUAAAUUUACAGAGUGCAACUAUCCAUUUGAAAAGCAAAAUUAACUAAAAUACACAGUAAAAAAAAAACCAAGACACUGAACAGAAUGGCAACUCAGACAGGGGUGGUGUUACCACAGCUACGACGAUCACAUCACAAAAAUCAGUUUGAGAUUGUAGAGCAAGAUUAUGAUGCCAUCCGUGUUCAAAGUCCGCGUCGACAAUUACGGACAUCCUACGAUAAUGACAGAAGUAUUGUCACUCCCAAAUCAGGGAGGCUCAUGGUUCUGGAGGAUAAGGUGGCAAAGGCCCUGGAGCAACAGAGUCAGGUUCUAUCUCAGCAGGAACAGGUGGCCAAAGCCUUGAAUGACCAGCAGAGGAUGACCGAGGGCCUCAUACAGAAAGCGUUCGACAACCGGGAGGAUUUCAUAGAGAACCUGAGUCGUGUACAAAAUGACAGAUUGGAGGAAAAUACCAAGCAUCUUUUACAAAACCACAUCAGCUACAUCACAGCUAUUGUGUCAAGACUGAACAAAGACAUUUCUACCUUGGAAGAUGAAAUUCGUAACAGGGACAUGGCAGUAGUUGGAACAAAUUCUGCUGUUGGGAAAAUCGAAGUCCAUCAGGUGACCAUGAUGCAGGACCUUCGUAGCAGAAUUGUACGCUGUGACCAGGCCCUGACAAAGCACAGUGCGGAUAUAAACAGCUGUCGCAGUGAGAUAACCGGUGCUAUGCGGGAACAACAAACCAUGAGAGAAAAUCUAAAGGAACACAUUCAUAGAGUGGAAGCAGAGAUGUUAACUAUGAUGGGAGAGCUUGAACGAAUUCAUGGAGAACAGAAUACGGAACUGAAUCACAUGAAAAAGGACACAAAUCGAGAACUAUCUCUGGUUGGGGAGAGGAACAAUGCAAUUUUAAAUGAUGUCAAGGCUACUCUCUCAGCUUACAAACUAUCCAUUGAGAAUGACCGGGAUCGAUUUGAGGAGAGAAUGAUGUCUCUCUUAGACAGAGCCACAGGAAACUGGACAUCUCUCUUGGAAAAGGUUGACAAAAGGAUAGAGGACAAUGUGUACAGUUUAGAGAUCCGUAUGCAAAAGCUGGAGGAGGCACUGACUUAUGAUAGAAAAGUCAUCUCGGAUCUUCAGGCAAAAGUGGAGACUCGAAUUCUAGGCAGACUCGAUACUCAUACUCGUUAUCAUCAGGAAGAACUUGCAAAGGCCAAGCGGGAAUUCCGGGAAGGGUUUACAUCUGUACAUGACAGUAUAUCAAAUGCAAAGAAAGUGUUAGAGGGAAAAUCCAAACUGUUGGAGGACAAGCUUAAAAAAGACAUCAGCCAAGUCCGAAAAUUAGUAGUACUGGCCUAAUGCUAUUCCUUUGCACUGUGGAAAUUGUGUAUUGUACAAAAUACUGGUCCUCAUAUUUAUGUUUUCUCAAACACAUAUAUUUCAAAAUCCUUUAUUUAUGAACUCCAUUAUUUCAAUCCCACAUAAUUUCCCCCCAUCUAUAUUUGUAAUAAAUUAUCUGUGCUAUUUGUUGAACAUUAUUAUUGUCAUUGUAAUGUAUACAAGAUAUACAUGUAUGUUAUAUAAAUGUACUAAAUUUCAUUUUGUAUAGUAAAAUGCAAAAACAAGA
Molecule: messenger RNA, 1915 nt
Organism: Ostrea edulis (European flat oyster)
Lineage: Eukaryota; Metazoa; Mollusca; Bivalvia; Ostreida; Ostreidae
Product: protein FAM81A-like
Exons: 6
Coding region: 391-1647 (418 amino acids)
Source: RefSeq, a predicted model, not a curated record